Messenger RNA from Oryctolagus cuniculus (rabbit), 29703 nucleotides. NCBI's taxonomy places the organism in Eukaryota, Metazoa, Chordata, Mammalia, Lagomorpha, Leporidae. The record is from RefSeq and is a predicted model, not a curated record.
UUAAACUUAAGUGACAGAGGAGGUCUGAAAGUUUACUGCAAUGUAAUAUUUCUUGAAUUCACCUUGAGUAGUCAAAGACAAAGGAAUAUUAAUUGUAUCUUCAAAGGAAUAAUACUGUCCAAAGUAGUCUUAACAUUUUUGAUUACUAGUCUGGAGUAUCUUUUCUACAUGUGACUAAAAUUGUGUUUGCUCAGUAAACUUGCAUGCCCAUCCUCUCUAGACUUUAAAGGAAAUAGAACAAUACUUAGAGCUGCCUCUGCCCCACCCUUAAUUCUGACAUAGCAAAAGACAUCACAAGGUGUUCCUAGGAAUCAUCAUAGGGUGAAAAGGAUUCACUUGGAAAGUAUUCCAAAUUCCAACUUUGUUAUUCAGCAAAUAAAUAUUGUUGAAGGGGAGUUGCCAACAGAUCCUGCUAGCAAAAAAGAAAUAUAAAACAUUUUUUUAAGAAAAAAAAAUGUGCCCAUAACAGGCAAAUUAUUAUGUGUCCUACACAAUGGAAACGGGACUUACACCUGAAAAAUUAUUUAGAAUGUAUCUGAAAUUCAGAUUAAAUUGAACAUCCACUGUUUUAAUUUGCUUAAUCAGCUCUAUGUUCAUUUUAAGAAAGUGCUAUUUUCCUGAUCACAAAUAAGCAUAAAAUAUGUGAUUGCUGAUGGUAAUAGAAAUUAUCCUAUCAAAGGUUUUGUACCAUUUCAAAGUUACUCUAUGUUUCUUGAGUUAUUCAGCAGUGAUAAUCUGACUAUGCUAAAGGAUUAUGUAUAGAAUUAUAUUGUUUUAUAUGAAAUUAAUGGAGGAUAAUUAUUUUAAUUUUUGAAACUUAUUACUAUACAUGUCUCACCAAUGAGCUUCCAUUAUUGCUAAAGAAAGUUGAUGUGAGCUCAGGUAAAUAGCCACUAUGACAUGUAUGUCAGUCACUUAGGCUCAUGGCCUUCACUUCUGCACUUGGUAAGACACUGAGCGGCACUGGAAGCUUUCUGGCAGAGCAUUGCAUGUGGUGAUGAGAUACACACACCAACUUUUUGUGUUUGGGAUGUCCUGUAUAGAGGACUUCUGAAUGAGACACCAAUCUAGUUCAUAUAUUACAUUAAAAUGUCAAAGCCAUAUUAUUUCUUUAAAAAAGCAGUGAGGGAUGUAUUGGAAGAUAAUACAUUUUUGACAUUAUGGGAACUUCUAGAAUCCUGGGUUUUUCAAAAUUACUGGAUGACAAUCAUCUUUAUAAUUUUCUUAGUAAUCAUUUUUGAGAUGAUAUUUGUAAAAAUUCAUGCAUACGUUCAGAAGAAGACUGCACUUCCAGAAAAAGGUAGUUCUUACACCAAGAAGAAUGAAGACAGUAGCCUAAGGCACAUGAAACAUGCUCUAAGGAACCAUCCAGUUAUUCAUCCAUCUUCAGAAGAAAGAGAUGACAUCUUUUCAGAAAGAACAACUACAUCAUUACUUACACCUGAAAGAAAUGACGGUUACUUUGAAGAUGAAGUUUUAUUGUUAGGUGAACUAAACCGGGCAGGCACCAAUGAAAGCAAAUAUCAUGUAAGUCACGUUUGCAGAAGUCAUGUGACAUCUUCAAGUGAGACCAGCUCAUCUUUGUCAUUGUUUCACUCAGAAGUAAAGGAAAUUUUUCUAAGAAAUAGACAGCAUCCAGAAAAUGAAUAUGAAACAAUACAAAUUUCUUCAAAAAAAUUAUUUUCAAUAAUGAAAGCCAACAAAAAUAAAAAUUCAGAGUUUUCUUCUGAUGCUAGUUUUUCAAAAGCAUCUAAAUUCUCUAUAGAGAAUGAAAAUCUAGAUGUGACACCAUGCCCUCCUGCCCAUUUAUUUCUUUCUAGAGACCAAGUUAGACUUCUGGAAGAAACCGUGAGAAAUCAAAUUCCUUUACAUCACAAUGCUACACUAGACAGUGAAGCUAUUUAUCUGUGCUCGAGAUCUAGAGAGUCCUUGGUUCAGAACCAACAUUCUGUUGGGAUGGCUAUUCUUGCCCAAGCACAAGAUUCUUCUCCAGGACACAAUGCUAUUCAGAAUCAAAAUUUUUAUGAAACUCAAUUCCCUAGUCAAGACCAAGAGUUUAUUCACAAUGAAGAAUCAAUCAACAACCAGCCUGAUAUCAAUGCUACUAGUUAUUUAGCUCUGCCUCAAGACUUGAUGAAGAAACCAUUUUCCACCAGCACACGAGACUCUCUCCUGGCCCACAAUAUGGAUACAGGCCACAGUAUUCCAGUCCAAUACACUGUGGAAACACAAGAAGAUUUUAUCAUAGGCAAAGGUUCUGAUAUACACUUAGGUGAAAACCAGUAUCCUGUUUCUUUUGAAGAGUCAAACAAGAUUAAAUAUUUUAUCAAGAGGAAAGAUACUGUUUUUAAAAGUGCAGAAUUUCUGGGUCUAACUCUAAGUCCAAAUUCGGUUACUGAAGAUGUGCCACAACUAAAGAAUGUAAAGUCAAAAGACAAGCAACAAAUGGCUUCAUCAGAAUUAAACCAGUAUUCUCUACAUAGUUCAAUGCCUCUUUCACCUACCAUGAAAGGGCAGAAAGACAGAAGAAAAACACUUGACAAUAAAAGCAAACUCAAUCUUAACAUUCCAUCUCUGAAAACAAAGAAAACAACCUCAUGGGUAUUUCAAACCACAGUAUUUCACACUUCAAAAAACAGGAAUGAACUGGCAUGUAAGAAUAACUCUCUGAAGAAAGAGUCGCAUCAAAGGAAAGGCCUCUUAGGUAUAGCUUUGCAGCUUAUUUCUGCUCCCAAGCUUAUUCCUCCAUACAUUAAAAAGUAUUCCAGGAAAAAACUAAUGGAAGUCAUGCAAGGCUUAAUAAAAUGCAAACAUUUUCUGCAGAAGCAGAAUGAAUUACCAGCUACACAGGAAAUUGAUCACAUAGGUUCUGCUGCGGAGAGAAGUCUCUCAGGCAUUACUGAAAGUGCACAGCAGCGUGAACGAGAAAAUAUGGGAAUAGAAGGUGUUUCGCUAAAAAUGUCACCUCAGCUAGAACAGUCUUUCGUGGUUAACACUGAUCAACUAAAAGUACCUUGUUUAUUAACAGAAACAACCAGGAAUAGCACACAAUCUCCUGAAGACCCAAUUAAACAGACAAAAGAAAUUAGUAUUACAGAAUUGCAUGCCCCAAUGGACAAAAAAGCAGUUGACCUGCAUAUUCCAAAGGACGAGGCACCUUCAGAAGCAGCUCUAUCAGAACCUUUGCCCAAACUGGUUUCCUCUCCCAAAAUGGAAUCGAACAGAAGAAUGGAAACACAGGAGGACCUACAAAGUACAGAGAAUUCCCAUCUUCAGCUUUCAAAUGGAGAGGAAUUGCUAACUAGUUUGCCAAAAAUACAGAAGCGGUUUUCAAAGGAAAAUACACAGAACCCAAAAGACUUUCUGGAAAUUGUUCUGGAGUUGUCCAAUCCUAAUUUGCCCAUUUCCCCAGGACUCAGAAAGCAUGAAAACAGAGAACAAUUUGAAGGCCUAAAAGUUCAAGUAAAUCUGAAGGAAAAGAAACAAUUAAUAUUUAAUAUUACAGAAUGUGGCAAUGUAAGGGAAAUUGAGGAACUGGAAUGCAACACUAAAAGCAACAUAAAAUAUAUUCUUCAAGGUAAAAACACAUCUGAUGCAUGUCAUAAUGCCAGCCACACUGAAACACCUGAUAUGGAAAUACAUAGCAGAUUAAAAACUAAGAUAAAUACAUCAGUAAUAAUAAGGCUCAAUCAUUCAACAUUGAAGCUUGAAAUACUGCCAGAUGAAAAGAGAGUACAGAAUGAAAAAUACAUUGAUAAGAGCUCUGUACUUAAAAAACCAAAACAAUAUGACAGAGAGCAAGAGGGACAAGAGGAGGAAAAAGCCAUUCCUCAGCUGACACCACAAGAUAUCAGCUUCAGCAUAUAUCCAAAACAAAACCCUAAAUAUAUCAAAUUCAGAGUAGAACAGAUCAGUUUACAAAGUAGAAAAACUCAAAAUAAAGAGCUAAAAGUACAACCACAAACUCUUUCUAUUUUGGGGACAAGUUCACCCCCCAAGAUAGAUCCAUUUCAAGUUAAGAAGGUAAAGCAAAACACAGAAAGACCUCCAGGUAGAGAAAGUAUUAUAGACUCAAUGAAUCCACCUACAAUGCCUGAGAACCUGUCAAUUGGUGAACUUUUAAUUGAAACAAUAGAGCAUGGUAUCCCAUUUGGCAGAAACCUCAGUAAUGUAGUAGAUAGUGAUAAUGCAGAAGAAAUGGGUGACUCAAAGAGAAAUUUACCUGCAGUUGCCCUGGAGUCUUUCAAUGUAAGAAGAAAAAAAUCAGGAACAAAAAAUGUACUGAAAGUCAAACAUGUAAGUAUGAAAGUAAAGAAGAUGGCCAUCUCACUAAAGCCUUGUAUCAAUAGACAGGGUAUUCCAAGCCAUAUUAAAAAUUUGGGAGACAAUUCUGAAAUCACAAUUAAGCAGAUGCCUCAAGAUAAAAUUGUAGCUGAUUUUAAUAGCACUCUUAUCAGACCAAUUCCAGAGAAACCCCAACUUGAAGAGGAAGAAAAGUAUCCGGAGUCCACUAGUAAGGACCAUGAAUCUCCAAAUACACUAGACGCUAAAUUGCAAGAUGAGGUGAAAGCUAUUUACCCUCACACAUCUGUUUUGCCUGAAGCUAGAAGAUGUAGUGGAUUAAAUGCAGAGAAUUCCAGUCAUAUCAGACCAAUUCAAGAGACACCUCAACUUGAAGAGGAAGAAAAGUAUCCGGAGUCCACUAGUAAGGACAAUGAAUCUCCAAAUACACUAGACACUAAAUUGCAAGAUGAGGUGAAAAGGGACAAAGAAACUCAGAACCUCAGAUUUGAUGCAAUUGCAGAAAAGGAGAUUAAAACAGAGAAAGAAAUGCAUCAACCAAUCCCAUCAACAGAAGCCAUUGUGGAAUCUGUUGACUCCCCUCUAAUAGAUCUAUCUCAUGUUGAGAGUAUAAAGAAAAGCCUAACAACACAGACAGACUUCAGAAGCACUGCAGAUUCAGAGAUGCCUCCUCCAAUACCAGGAAAACCACUAAGUGGAGACCCUUUAAGCCAAAUAGAAGAAAGUGGUGUUCCAAGUAAUAGAAGUGAUACAAGUGAAACGGGUUCCUGUUAUGCUGAAGAAAAAGCAGGGUUACCAAAGGAUUUACCAGCAGCUCCCCUUGAGACUUGUAAUUGCUCCACACCUGUUUUGUCUUAUUCUAAAGGAAAGAAAAACAGAGUAAGAUUUGCAAGCAUGGAAACUUUAUUGAGCCCCAAAUGUAUAAAUAUGAAGGUAUUGAAGCCAUCAAACUCACAAGUAUCUAAUAUCACAGGCCACAGAAAAAAGAAAUCAGACUCGAACUUUAAGACCGUGGUUAAAAAGAUCAACCAAACUGAAAGAUUGGUCCCCGACUGUCUAAAUACCCUUUGCUCUCCCAUUCACAGCCAGUUGCAGACCAUUUUCUGUCAUACUCAGUUAAAGCCAUACAAACCAGCAAAGAAAAAUUAUGUUGAUUUCUUUGCUAAGAGUAGUGCAUUCUAUGACCUGGAAGAAAAAUUACAAGAUAAAGAAGAAAAAGAACAAAAGCCUAUAAGAGAAGCAGCUCUACAGCACAGCCAACACGUGUGGUCUGAUGCAUGUCAAAUGAAGGAGAUCCACCUUAACAAAACAGAUAUGUCACUGGACCAUUUAACACAGGAACUGCCUAUACGUAAGCAAAGCAUACAGCACCAAAUGGGUUUUACAGAAAGUGCCAUGGAGGCUAGCCUCAAAAUGGAUCCUACAGAAUCUGAAGAACUACAGACAGCAAACCAAACAGCAAGUGACAUGAUGGUUACUAAGAGUGCUGAGACGCCACCUCCCCAAUCAGGAAACUCACCACUAAAUGAAAUUUUGAACAUGACAGAGGGUGGUUUAUCACCUGAUGGAACCCCUAAAAGGGAACUAGAUUCUUACUCUACGGGGAAUAAAUCAGAGAAGCCAGAUGUACAAAUGACAAUCCAGCAGUCUUCUGAUUCCAUUAUGACACCCUCUGUGUCUAAAUCUGAAAGACACAAAAAAGCAUUAAGAUUAGUAAGGAAGAAAGAACCAGUGAGUCUAUAUCAUAGAACCAUGAGGGAAAUAAAGCCAUUAAUUUUACGUGUGACUAAUGGCAGGAAUAGCAAGGAACAGCAAAGCAAUGAAAUUCAAAUGAAAAUGAAAGAUUCACAGCAGAAGAAAAAGGUAACAGGUGCAUGUUUAGACAUCAUUCACUCUAUCAUGCCUAACCUUCCCAAGAUCAAAAUGAAGAGAAGUUUAAAUGUGGAUAUAGAUACACAGAGAAAAGCAAGAAUUGGUCGUAUGCAUCUAAUGCAGGAUAAAUCACAAAAUGGAAGAAAAAUAUAUUACCCAAAUGCUAUUGAUGUGUGUAGUUUCUCUAAGAGUGUGAAAAAGGAAAGAAAAGGUGGACCUGAAGUUCCACAGACUCUGAAGAACAGACAAGACUUUGUAUUCAAUGCCCAUCAAAAGGCUCAGAAAGAUAAUGAACUAGUCAAGUCAGGUGAGGAACUGUACCAACCAGGAAGUAUAAAUAUUCAGAUACAUCCACAAACAUAUUUUCCACAGACUACUCCAAGUUCUAGUUUGUGUCCUAUCUUGGAUAAGUUUCAACUUGAAAAGCCUGAGAAAUAUAUCACAUUUUCACAUUCAAAGUCUGGGGAAAAAAAGGCUUAUGUAUUUUGUGGAAGAGAAAAUGGUAUCCUAUCUGAUGCAAGCCAUCACAAGAAACGGGCUGAUGGCAGUAUAAAGAAAAAGGCCGUGACUUUUGAUUUGGACAUUCCUGAUUUAUCUACAUCUGGAAAAAAGAGAAACUUCAAACAAUUUUCAGACAUGAAAAUGUUAGUAAAUCACAGAUGUGGAAUUAUAAAGGCAAAGAAACCACCAAUUUCACACAUGCUCCAUCUCAAGGGUGGUACUAGUCCAAGUCAUAGAAAAGAAUUGGGAUAUAACUUGACAAAUAAAAUAAAAGAAGUUCAUCGAGGAAAAGAAGUGGCAGAUAAAAUGUACUCUUUCAUGACUGUUACACCUGAUAUUAAUAUGACUAGCAAGAUAGAAACAGAAAAAGAUACACAAGUAAAGCAAGAAAUAUCACUACAUGAAAUUAGCAUUACUUCAGAUGGCAUCAAAGAACCCAAUCUUAAAGAUGAAGAGGAAGAAUAUGAACAGCAGGCUUUAUUAGAGGUAAUUCCACAGUAUAGCCAACAUUUUGUGUUCUGUUCAGAUCAUAGGAAGGAUCUUGAUUUGCACAAAAACCAAGAAAGAAGGAAAAUUUUGUUUGUUACAGAACAAAAUGUCCCACAGCUAAUUCAGUAUACAAAUGCAAUACAAGGAGAGGAACUUAAGAAAAACCUCCAGCCACAAGAUGGCAUGAUUUGUACACCAGGUCCAACACUUCCUCUUCUACAACCAGAAAAAUCACUAACUGGUGAAGUUUCAAUUGGUACAAGAAAACAUGGUAUCCCAACUGAUAGGAACCUUAUAGGGGAACUGUGCAGCUGGGAUGAAGAGGGAAAGGCGGAGCUUGAAAAAGAUCUACAAACAACAGCUCUGGCAUCUUUGACUGCCUCCUCACCUGAUCUAACUGAAUCCAACAGACAGAGGAAGACAUUCACAUGUAGAGCCUUAAGAAGUGAAAUGAGUCUCAAAUGUGUACCUAUGAAAUCAAGGAAAGCACCAAUUUCACAUAUUUUUAAUGUUCCACGGUGUGGUUAUCUAAAAAAUCUACCUCCAAAAACCCUUAAAUCUCAGUUUGUUGAGUUUUUAUACUCUGGAGUCCUUUCUGGUGGAUUUCGUAUGGUGGUACUGGACAAUCUUAUCGCAGAUAAGAAGAAAAAAUUGGCACAAAAAUUACCGAGCACAAUGCAGGAGUCUUUGGAUUUCUCCAUGCUUGUUUUACCUGCAUCUAAAAGAGAGAGAAACAAUUUAAAACAUGUGGACAAGAAACAUAAAAUAAAUAUCAAAUGUGUAACUCUGAAGGCAAAGAAACCGCCAAUCUCUCAGACAUUUAGUAUCACAGGACAUGGUACCCCAAGCCAUAGAAGGCAAUCAGAAUGCCAUUCGAAAACCAUGACGAAACAAGGCAAACCUGUGGCAGAUACCUUCUUAAAUACUAUUUCUCUCAACCCUUUGUCCCUUGACAUGAAAGUGCCCAACAGAAUAAAGGAGAGAGAAAUGCCAUGGAAAAUGAGAGUUAGUCUCAAAGUGGGAGAGCGGGAGCAAUCAACACAUAGACAAGGAGCCUGGUGUGUAGAUCUCAGUGAUAAGAGCAGAACCUCAAAGGUCAAAGGCCAAGGUGGAGAACCAGUCCCACUGAUUUAUGAACACUUCAAUUUCAAUGCUCAUAUAGUGAAGGGGCCUAACUUUGUGAAAUCAGAUCUAAAACUGAAGAAUUCAGCAAGUGAAAAAAUGUCAGAAGCACUUACUCAGGUGCUGCAGCAACACACAGUUGCCACACAGAGCAUGUUAAAUUCUAUUUUGAAUUCAAUUCCACUUGAGAAGCUACCCAAAAGAACAGAAACACAAAAUGAUUUAACAGAUACAGAGAAUGCAAAUAUUUCAUCUCUAAAGCUAAGGAAACCAGUUAGUAGAUUUUUAACAGUUACAGCACAGAGUUACAGUCCAUCUGAAAGAAGCUCUCAAAAAGAACUUACCAGUUCAGUUCCAGCAGGAAUGAUAAGGUUACAAAAGGAUUUACAGGCGAGAAUUCUAGCAUCUUUUGAUUUCUCUGUGCCUGCCUCAUGUGAAUUUAAAGUGCAAACAAAUGCAGCACAAGUCCCUAAGUCUAUAACUGAAAAAGAACAGAUGUCAUCAAUUUUUAAGACAAUUAAUGUCUCUAGGUAUGGUGCCCUUCACCACAGAAAGAAACAAAAAUUCAUCUUGGAAAAUAUGCACAAAGAUACAUCCCAAGAUAUGUCAAAUAUAUUAAUGAAUAAUUUUUCACCUGUACCUGUUUCACCUGGUGUCAAAAUGCAUGAAAAAGCAAAAGCAGUGAAAAGUCCCUUGAGAAAAACAAGCAGUAUUAUACAACGAAAGCAAAAUGAAAGGAAAAAAAUGUAUACCUAUCAUUCUAAUAAAUAUAAUAUCUCAAGCAGCACAUUUGAAGGAAGAUCACAAAAUGAAGAGGAAAAAGAAGGCAAAGAAGUUUCACUUAAAGCAGAUCUGCAAUUUCCCGACAAGAGAGGAGGUAGAAAUUCUCAAGGUGUGCUUAUUCCAAAGCAGGAUGUCCAGCCACAAACACUGGGUUCAGGAAACUUACCAGAGUCAAUUUGUUCUCCUCUAAAAACUGCAUUUCAAGUUGAAAAUCUGAAGAAGCACAUCCUGCUGCAAAAAGACAUACCACAUAAAAUGGAUGAAAAGAUUCCAUGUCCAAAAUCAGAGAGAAGAAUGUUUGACAAUCUUUUAACUGAUGAAAAGGAAUAUAGCCCUGCAUCUGACGCGAGCCUCACAAGGAAGCUGGAUGUUCACAGCGGAGUUUCCCUACAACUUAAGGGAAUAGAGGAAAACCUAAAUACACAACAAGUGAUCAAAUGCACCGUUGGUCUAAAUAUCCCACCUAUGAAGUCCAGGAGCUCAGUGUUUGGAGAUCCAGGUAGUGAUAUCACCAAGAAACAUGAGGAGUCACAAAGAAAUUUGCUAACAGUAGAGAUGAUAUCAGCUUUAUCAGAUUCCAAAAGGCAGAAAAUGGUGUUAAAAUUUCCAGAAAGUAAAGAUAUGGAUCCGAAAGGUUUAACUACAAAAGCAAAGAAGCCUCUUUGUUUACAAAUGCUUAAUAUUACUGAGCAUAGUAAUUUUCAACAAAGGGGCGAACAGGAGGACAAUUUAAAAUCUGCGAUAAAAGACAUGCAACAAAAUAAAUGUGUAGUCAACCCAUUUUUGUCUCCCACACCUGUUUCAACUGUUAUCAUAAAAGAUCAAGAAACACAUAGCAGAUCAAAAGCAGAAAUGAACAAACUUAGAAUACAAAUAUAUAAUUAUAUGCAUCCACAGACAGAGAAAUCACCAUAUGAUGAGAAAAUGCAGAAGGCCAGUUUGACUGAUAUGCAAAGCAGAUCUAGCAAUACAACAGAAAUGCACAUACAACAUGAAGAAGAAAAAAAUAUCCACACGAUAUCAGAUUCAGUUCCAUUCUAUAGCCAGCACUUCAAUUUCCAUGCACAUCAAAUGAAAGAUCCUGGCCCUCACAAAUCAGAAUCUGAGCUGAAGAGUUCUGAAGUCAGAGGGACUGAUAAUUUGUCUUAUACGAUGGAAGAAACACAACUAAGAAAUGCUAUUUUGGAGACUUUUUGUAGACACUUGAAGAAGUUUCUUCAAGUUGAACCAGUGAGAAAGAGUCCUCGUAUGCAAGAAGAAAUAAAAAGUAUGAUAGGGCCAAAGAUUCCAUUUCUAAAAGCCAAGAACUCAGAAACUGGGUCAAUGCAAUGCAAUACUCCCUGGAAAGAAAAUCCCAGAAGGAAAUGGGACAACACCAUUUUUGAGAAAAAGACAUGGAAGCAAAAGGAUUUACUAAGAACAACUCUCAAACCUCUAGAUUUUUCCAGACUCAUGUCAUCUGAAUCUAAAAGCCUGAGCUUCCCAUUCGGCAAGAAAAGUAUAAUGAGUCCCAAGCACAUGAUUUUGAAGGCAAAGCAGCCACCAAUUUCACAGUUUUUUAGUAUCAGAAAGUAUAGAGGCCAUAGAAAGAAAAACCAACAGAACAUUAAGUACAAGAUGAGAGAGCCACAGUGUUAUGUACAGGUGGGAGAAGAGGCCUUAUUCAGUGCCCCUGAGGGUGCUAAGAGUACAUCUCCCAAAUUAAUGAUGGAUAAAUUCUUAUUUGAUACAAUAGCAAAGGGCACUGUAUCUAACAGAGCACUUCAAAAAAUUCUGUGUGAUCUUAUUAAAGAGAAAAAGAUGGAGUUGCAAGAAAACUUAGUUACAGCUUUCUUAGAGUCUUUAGAUUUCUUCAUGCCUGAUUCUAAAAGCCAGAUAAACACAGUACAAUUAUCAGAAAAGGAAAUCAUAUUGAAUUACGAAUGUUUAACUAUGAAGAAGAAACCACCAAGCUUACAUAUACUUAAAAGCAUUAGACACUUUACCACAAAACAUAGAAAAGUAUUUGUAUCCAAUUUAAGAACCAAAAUGAAAGCCAUUUGGCAAGGUAAAAAUGUGACUGAUACAUUUCCAAAUACCAUUUACUUCACACCACAAACCUCUGAAAUGAAAAAGCAAAACAAAUUCAAAACAGAGACAGACAUGCAAAUAUCAAAGUUUAGUAAUGCGCAACUAACACAAGUCGAGUCACCGGUUGAAGGGAUAACAAGAUAUUCCAAUUCCAUUGUCAAGAGUGGUAUUUCCAACUUUUUAAAGGAAACGAAGCCACAUGAUGGAGAAAGUGAGAGACAGAAGCAAGAACGUCCAAUGGAAACUAGUCCAGUCCAUACAAAAAACUUCACUGUAAACACAUAUCUCAUGAAUGAAUCUGACCUUAGCAAAUCAGAAGAUGUACCUUUAGGAGAAUCUUUCUUCCCAAGAAGUCAAAUUUACAAAGUUAAUCCAAAAAAUUAUAUACAAAUAGAAAAAAACAAAAAUAUACAAGCAAGUCUGAAAGUUGGACUUCCAGAGAUGGAGAAAUCAAAUAUCUGUGCACAACUGCAUGAGCCAACAGGUGUUACUGUAUUGAACAUAUAUAAGAAAAUUUGCCAUUCUGUUUUAAAAGAACAAGCUCCAUACCAUUUGACAGAAAUUCCCCUAGACUCUGCUGUCAGGCAUUUGCCUACUUCAGAAGAAAUUAGGCAACAAAAUGAUAGCCUAAAAAUAACUGGUAUAUCAAAUCCCGGAGGUCUGUCUUUGAAGUUAUCACUUAAUACUUUAGAUCAAGCUUCUAUAAGUAUUAAUAAGGAAGAGACACAGCACUUUAAAGCUCAGAAGACAGGAGUAGAGAGAGAUAAAGUGAUAUUAAAUUCACAGCUAAAAUUUAUGCAUCCUUCUAUGUCUAUUCUACACAUAAAAGUAAAGGAAUCACCUAGAACCUGGGAUAUAUGUGAACAAUCAUGUGAAAAGCUAAAUGUCCCGAAUAAAGCAAAAGAUAGGGAAAAAGUAGAGUAUGAUCAAGAAGUUUUGUUGAGAACAGCUCCACAGUGUAUCCAACCAUUUGAGUUUGGAGUAGACCAAAUGAAAGAACUUGGUCCUUGCAAAUCAGAAGCAACUUCCAUCAGUACGGUAUGCCCUGUGAACACCAUUUCUCAGGAAACAAAAAUUGACAUAAUAGAUCAAGAAGCAAAGAUGAAAGCUGUAGAGAAUUUAAGUCCAGAGUCUGCUUUUAUCUGUAGUGCACAUCAAAUUGAAAAGCAGGAGAAAGAAUUUAAAACUACAAACUGGAAAACAAUAGUGAAUCCCACGAUUCUCGCCCUGCAAAAGAAACAGCUGCAGCCUUGUGUUUUAGGAGCUCUCUGGAGGCCGUACGCCUACACACCUCUGUAUCCUGAAACCAUAAUUCAUAAAAAUAAGGAAAAAAUAACAGUUAUAAAAAGUGCUCUGCAUAUCAAACAGAUAAAAUUUAAGGGAAAGAAAACACCAGUUUCCCAGCUGCUUGUAUAUGGUCCUAGAAGCAACAAAACAGAACUGAGAGGUAACACACAGCAGCAGAGGACAUUACAGCUAAGUAAACAUGCAGGAAGUAUAGUUCUGAAAACUACUUUUGACACUGAAUGCCUUACAAUUCACAUUAAAAAGCUUACAGACAUAAAACAGAAGAGAGACAAGCUAAAGGAGAGGGUAUGCUUUCUUCCACAGCCAAAGCUGGAGACAUCAAAUGAAAGACAAGUGUCAUUUCCAGGAUAUACUGAUACUCCCACCAUCAUUAAAAAACUGGAACAAAAUAUUAGCGAAGAAGAGCAAAACCACCAAAGCAUUUUAGUAGACAUACCCCAACAAUUUAUCCAACCAGUACAGAUUAAGUCUCAGCCUAUGAAGGAACAUCAUGCCAAAUUGGAAGAUUUGCAAAGAAAGGUAUGUUCUGAGCCACCUUCACAGAGAGGAGGAACUGAUCACCCUGGGCUUGGUAUCUCAAGAAGUAUGAGAGGACCAAAAGUCUACAUUGAAGGGCAAGAGGCACAACAGCAGAAAUAUUUCCCAGUGCAAGAGACAACGCGCAAAUUCAAAUUGAUUGCUGAGACCAAUCUGGAACUCAGGAAGGAACCUCUUCAUUUGAAAAAGACAGAAGAAUUGACGGCAAAACAAGAUUUAAAGCUAUCAAAACCACAGAAGAAAAGAGGAUUGAAGGUAACUAAUAGCCCACCAGGUGCAAAAGAACAAUUGCUUAUUCCAGGGCUAAUGGCACAACAGCAGAAGCCUUUCAAAGAAACUCUCCUGGAAUCCAUUUCAACUUGCAUACUGGAUCAAUUUCAUGCUGAAAAGCCAAAGGAAGAAGUUAACAAAAAAGCCAUAAUUUUAAAGAGUUCAUCUCAACAGGUAAAGAAAAUCUCAAACGAAGCAAGUAUUUCAAAUGUGGAUCACAGUACAAGAAAUAUUGAAAGAAUACUUUUGCUUAUAAAAGAACAAGAGAAUAGGAGGAAAAAAAAGAGAAAGGAUAAAAAACACGAAAUAGAAGCAGGUAUGAAAACAACAGUGAGUCCCAAUUUAGUUCCAAAGUAUUCACCAGCUGGACUACAAUUUAUUAACACUAAAAAGAAUGUUAACAUACUCAAGCAAAGAAAGAGAAAGGAAAUGGAUGGGAGUACAGCCAUACAAUGGAGGCAGCAAAAGCUGUAUGGUCCAGGGUUUAUCCUAGAUUCUGUUCAUACAGAUGAGCUUAUUUCUACUGAAGUUAUAAAACACAAAGAUAAAGGAAGAACAGCUUUCAUGAAAAGCACCCUGUGUCCCCAAAGAAUAAAAAUGAAGGCAAAGAAAGCACCUGUUUUCCAGCUGCUUAAUGUUACAGAGUAUGGAAUCCGAAGCAAUAAGAAGGUAUUGAAAUGUAACAUUAGGAAACAGGAGUACCAGCAAGGUAAAACCAUAACAGAUUUAGUUCAGGAAGCUAAUUAUGAUCCUCGUUAUAUUAUAUCUCAAAGUAAAGAGAAUAUAAAAGUCAAAAGGGGAAAAGACAAACCAAGAAAGAUGACAUACAUUGCUCCCCAUCUAAGGCUAAAGAAACCACUAAGCAAAACUAAAAGGCCAACUUUGCAGCUCAUUGAUAAGAGUGCUAUGUUAAGCACUAUUAAAACACCAUGCAAGGCUAUUAGCCAGCAAAAAGGAAAACAAAUUGUGUUACUGGAUAUUCUCCCUCAAUAUGAAGAUCAGUUAGUGAUUAGCCAACAUGUACCGGAGCCUGGCCAUGUCGACUUUGAUGAAGACUUGGAAAGAAAACCACGUCCUGUUCUAUUUUCACAGAAGAGAGAAAUCAAUUACAGUAAGUUUGACACUCCAAGAAUUAGACCAGAUAUGGAAUUUGAAUUCUUCGAUGCACAAAGUGUAAAGGAGGGAAAUGUAGACAUUGCCACCAAAGGUUCAGUUUCAAUUCCACGGAGGAGAAAAAGAUCAAACAAAACGAAUAUUUUGUUAAGUUCAAAAAGAGAGAAUGUAAUUCUUGCAAAGUUGGUUAUUUCUCAACAGAAGAUUGGCAAGGAGCAAGGAUUGUGGAAACCAAGGCAUUCCAAGACAAAUCUGGAGCCAGUUGACUACUCUGUUACAGAACCCCUUCAUUUGGAAAACACAGGAAAGGUAGCUAAGGAAAGAGACGUGUGUGUUAAUAGGAAAAAUAUUUCCCAUCUAUCAGGCAGAGGAUUAGAGGAAACUAAUAUCUUACUAGGUUUCAAAGGACAAGAACUUAUUUGUCCAGAUGUAGAGGUUCAGCACAAAAUGUGGGCAGAACAGAUGAAACAAGGUAAUGUUGCUGAAAGUUCUUUGGAUUCUGUAUCUUGCCCUAUUAGCGACCUUCAUUUAAAACAGGCAGUGACUAUACCAAGCAAAGAAAAUGGCAGCAACGGAAAUCCAUGGGAAAAAGAGCAAUUAAAGUUAAGUGAUAGUCCAUUAAAGUUAAAUAAACACAAGGCAAACUUUCCAAGAACCUUGACAGUGAAGCAGCAAAACAUUUUUAACCAGAAUAUUUUGGAAUCCAUUUCCUCUUGCAUAUUGCAUCAACUUCACACUGAACAAUCAAAGAAAGAAGUCUUAGCAAAAGAAAGAACGAGGUCAAAAGGAUUGAGCCCAAAGGUAGAGAAAGUACCAAAUGAAGUUAGUAUUCCAAUGGACCAACCUUCAAGUUCAGAAGGAAUUAAUUUGCAUAUUAGAAGAAAAGAACACCAACAGGAAAGUACACAUAAGGCUUUUCCACCAUCUAUCUCUCACUCUCCAGUGGAUGUAUUUCAGAUUAAGUUGCCAUGGGUAAAGGAAGCAGAGAAGGCAGAAGAUAGUCUAAGGUACUAUACUUCAAAUAUGGAAGGAAUUGACCUUUUUAUUAUAAGAAAGGGAGAACUGCAAGAAAAAACUGCAUGUGACACUCUUACAGAACUUGUAUCUCACUCCAGAACAGACCUACUUCAAAUUAAUACUUCAUCACAACAAGUAAUAACAGAUGUGAUUCAUAGUGACCACUCAACUUCUCAAACUACAGAAGAAUUAACGCAAAUGGAUGUCACAGUUGGAUAUAAUAAAAAAAGUAAGAAAAGGCAGGACUUGCCCAGCACAGGGCAAAAGCAGAUGUACAAAUCAAUUUCCUGUGAGAGCUUUCUGGAGCAUAAAUCCUACCUACAAGAUUAUCCCUGCCUCCUGCCACAUUUGUUGCCUCAGAGAGAGGAAGCAUUAUCAGAAGUCAGUAAUGUAACAGACAGGAAAAAGGAAUUGAUUGUGCCCUCAGUUCCUCAAAGGGAAAUGAAAAAACAAAAUAUAAUGCUACCUUUAGAAUUGUGCAAUAGAACUAUAAACCAUAUGAAUCUUUUAUUUUCAGAAGGAAAGAAAUCAUCAAAUGUGGCACAGAUAACUGAUUCAGUGUCAAAUGGAAGCUCACCCAAGCUAAGAAUUAGUAGUAAGAAAGUAGAAUCACAUAAGGCAAAUAAAAAGGUGCACAAAGAAGUAUGUCUACCUGGAAUAUUUUUACAUUCUCUUUCUAUAUGUAUGCCUAUUUUGAAUGCAUAUAAAGAACAGAAGGACAGCUUAAAACAAGGAUUUAUGAAAGAUAUAAUAUGUGCCCAUAGAAGAGCUCUGAGAUUGAGGAGAUCAAUAGUUUCACAUAUACUCAAUACUACUGACUGUGGUACCUCAACCCAGAGACUAGACCUGCAGUGGAACAUGAAAGAGGAUAUCAUAACUAUGAAACAUAGAAAGAGUGAACCAGAUCUGGCUGUGGCAAAAAUAUAUGAGCCUAUUCCUUCUUUACCUCUUCCUAAAUUAGAUAAAGAGACAAUUGAUGGUGUUAUCUUAAAUAAUGUAAAAACACAGAGUAUAUCUCAGGAAGAGAAGGAUAGGAUGCAAACAGCAAAAGGCUCUAACAUUAUUUUGAAGGCAAAGAAAUCAUCACUGUCAAAUGUACUUGAUGGAAAGGAAGUACCUUCAAUUUUGGGCAUCACAAAAUCAGAGAGUAAGGUACAAAAAGAUAAAGGCAAACCAGUUAAGCACAUAACAAGCUCAAACACUUCCUUACUAUCUCUAUCCCAUCCUAAUUUGAAUUCAAGAACAGAAGUAGGAAAAAGUGAAUCAGAAAUACUAAGCAAGUGCCUUCCACCACCAAAACUCCAGUCGGUAUCAGAUGUCAGAAAAAUACUGUUUACAGAGUCAACUAGUAGAGGUAGUUCAAACAGUGUAAUAGAAUCAAAAUGUUUGCCACAGAAAAAGAAGACAAGUAGAGAAAAUAUAGUCAAUGUGAAAGACAUAAUGGGCCUCAUAUGUAUCACUUUACAAGGAAAGAAGUCACCUUUUAAACAACCACUGCAUGGAAAAAAACCACAGUGGACCUAUAUAAAAAAAGAAAAAAUGAUAGAGGGAGACAAAAGUAAUCUAAAGACAGUUCAGAGUAAACCCCAGAAUGUCAUUCCUUCUUCAGCUUGCCUGGCAUGGGACCACAGAAUAAGAGAAGUAUACACACGAGGGAUAAUGAGAUUCUGUCUUCCAUCAUUAACACUCCAGGAAUUAAUGGAGGCAACAGGAACAUAUGAGAAUCCAAUUGAUAAUAUUUUAAGCAGUAUAAAAAAAGAAAAUCCUAUGUCACAGAAAGACAGGAUGGAAAUAGCUUUGGAAGAAAUAAUGCAUUCUGGAAGAAUAGCUUUUACAACAGAGCAACCUGUAGUGUCCCAGGAAUUACAGUUGAACAUUGAAGAAAGUGAGAAAAAGAUGCAGGAAGAUGAAAAUAAGCAAGUUGAGAUUCACAGCAAAUCUGCUGCCAUCUCUUUUCUACCACACUCUGAAGUGGACACAAGAAUAAAAGGAGAGGAAGCCAUGCAAAUAAAAACAAGAUUCUCUUUUCUACAACUGAAGCUCCAGGAGUCAUCAUAUGUAGGAAAAAUGGCACCGCAAGAGUCUAUUUCUGUUCAUAUCUCAAACAGUGUAAAAAACACUAUAGGACAUUUAAUACAGAAAGAAGAGGAGAGAAAAAAAGUGGAAAAAGUCAUGCCUUUGAAGAAAAGGAAAUCAUCAGUUACACAGGAAAUUAAAUUGGACAUCAAAGAGAAAAAGAUAGAAAAAAUUAAAGGUGAAUCCAAAGUGGUUCUGAUCAAUACCAGCACUCCCAUUCCUUCUCCUCAUUUAAAAUUGGGUACAAGGAUUGAAAAGGCAGACUGUGUAAGCGACAUAAUAAUAUACACUUCUCCAGAAUUAUUACAGAAGUCAUCAGACAUCGCAAUAAAAGCAAAUAAAGAGUCUCAUGAAGGUAUUACAAGUAAAGUACAAAAUGUAAAAAAACUGAUGCCACAGAAAGAAGAUAAAGUAGAAAUAUUAGCCAAGACAGACAUGCAUUCAAAAUUUAAAGACUUGAAAGGAAAGAAAGAACUUUCAUGGGACCAAUCAUCUUAUCCUGCAGAGCAAGGAAAAGUAGAUUGGGAAGACAAAGAACAAAGAAAAAUGAAUCUAGAAGGUAAAGAGCAGGGGAAAUGGGAUCAGGAAGGCAAAGAGCAAUUGAAAGUAGGUAGAAAAGGUAAUGAGCAAAGGAAAAUGGAUCCAGAAACCAGAGAGCAGGUGAGCAUGGGUCCAGGAGGUAGACAGCAAGGGAAAGCAGCUCCAGAAACCAGAGAGCAAGAGAAAGCAGCUCCAGAAAUCAGAAACCAAGGGAAAGAAGAUCCAGAAAUCAGAAAACAAAGGAAAGCAGCUCUGGAAACCAGUGAGCAAGAAAAGGAAGCUCCAGAAACUACAGAGCAAGAGAAAGCUGCCCCAGAAACCAGAGAGCAAGAGAAAGAAGGUCCAGAAACCAGAGACCAAAGGAAAGCAGCUCCAGAAACAAGAGAACAAGGUAAAGCAGCUCCAGAAAUGAGACAGCAAGGAAAAGCAGCUCCAGAAACAAGAGAGCAAGAGAUAGAAGAUCUAGAAACUAGAGAACAUGAGAAAGCAGCUCGAGAAACCAGAGAGCAAGAGAAAGAAGGUCCAGAAACCAGAGACCAAAGGAAAGAAGAUCCAGAAACCAGAAAACAAAGGAAAGCAGCUCUGGAAACCAGUGAGCAAGAAAAGGAAGCUCUAGAAACUAUGGAGCAAGAGAAGGCAGCUCUGGAAACCAGAGAGCAAGUGAAAGAAAGUCCAGAAACUAGAGACCAAGGGAAAGCAGGUUCAGAAACCAAAGAGCAAGGAAGGAUAGCUCCAGAAAGCAGGAAAAAAAGAAAAGCAGCUCCAGAAACAAGGGAACAAGAGAAAGCAGCUCCAGACACCAGAAAGCAAGUGAAAUCAGCUCUAGAAACAAGAGAGCAAGAGAUAGAGGGUUCAAAAACCAAAGAUCAAGGAAAAGCAGCUCCAGAAACAGGAGAACAAGAGAAAGAAGGUCCAAAAACCAGAGAGCAAGGGAAAACAUCUCCAGAAACCAGAGAGCAAGGAAAAGCAGUUCCAGAAACCAGAAAACCAGGGAAAGCAGCUCCAGAAACAAGAGAACAAGGUAAAGCAGCUCCAGAAAUGAGACAGCAAGGAAAAGCAGCUCCAGAAGUGAGACAGCAAGGUAAAGCAGCUCCAGAAACAAGAGAGCAAGGUAAAGCAGCUCCAGAAACCAGAGAGCAAGAAGCAGCAGCUCGAGAAACAAGAGAGCAAGAGAUAGAAGAUCUAGAAACUAGAGAACAUGAGAAAGCAGCUCGAGAAACCAGAGAGCAAGAGAAAGCAGCUCCAGAAACUGGAGACCAAGGUAAAACAGGUCCAGAAACCAGAGAACAAGAAGCAGCAGCUACAGAAAUGAAAGAACAAGAAAAUGAAGGUUCAGAAACCAGAGAGCAAGAGAAACCAGGUCCAGACACCAGAGAACAAGGUAAAGCAGGACCAGAAACCAGAGACCAAAGGAAAGCAGCUCCAGAAACCAGAGAACAAGGUAAAGCAGCUCCAGAAAUGAGACAGCAAGGAAAAGCAGCUCCAGAAACAAGAGAGCAAGAGACAGAAGGUCUAGAAACUAGAGAACUUGAGAAAGAAGCUCCAGAAACCACAGAGCAAGGAAAAUCAGUUCCAGAAAACAGAAAACCAGGGAAAGCAGCCCCAGAAACCAGAGAACAAGAGAACCCAGAUCCAGAAACCAGAGAGGAAGGGAAAGCAGCUCCAGAAACCACAGACCAAGAAAAAGCAGCUCCAGAAACCAAAGAACAAGAAAAUGAAGGUCCAGAAACCAGAGAACAAGCAGAAGUAGGUCCAGAAACCAGAGAGCAAGAGAUAGAAGGUCUAGAAACCAGAGAACAUGAGAACGCAGAUCCAGAAAUCAGAGAGCAAGGUAAAGCAGCUCCAGAAACAAGAAAGCAGGAGAAAGAAAGUCCAGAAACCAGAGAGCAAGGAGAAGCAGCUCCAGAAACCAAAGAACAAGCAGAAGCAGGUCCAGAAACCAGAGAGCAAGAGAUAGAAGGUCUAGAAACCAGAGAACAUGAGAAUGCAGAUCCAGAAAUCAGAGAGGAAGGGAAAGCAGCUCCAGAAACAAGAAAGCAGGAGAAAGAAAGUCCAGAAACCAGAGAGCAAGCAGAAGCAGGUCCAGAAACCAGAGAGCAAGAGAUAGAAGGUCUAGAAACCAGAGAACAUGAGAACGCAGAUCCAGAAAUCAGAGAGCAAGGUAAAACAGCUCCAGAAACCAGAGAACAAGAAAAUGAAGGUCCAGAAACCAGAGAGCAAGGAAAAGCAGGUCAAGGAGGCAGAGCAGCAGGGAACAUGGUUCCAGAAAGCAUAGAGCCAGGGAAUGCUGCUCUAGAAAUCAGAGAGCCACAGAAUGUGGCUCCAGAAACCAUACAGCUAGGAAAUUCAGGUCUGGAAACCAGAGAGCAAGGGGAAGCAAGUUUAGGAGGCAGAGAACAAGGAAACAUGGAUCCAGAAACUAAAGAGCUAGGAAACAAGGGUCCAGAAACCACAGGGCAAGGGAAUGUGGAUCCAGAAACCAGAGAGCAAGAGACCUCAGGUCCAGUAGGAAGAGAGAAAGGAAAAGUAAAUUCAGAAACAAGUGAGCAAGGAAAUGUGGAUCCAGAAGGCAGAGAGGAAAUGAAAGCGGAUUCUAAGAGGAAAGAGCAAGGAAACACAGAUGGAGAAGGUAAAGAACAGGAGAAAUGGGAUCCAGAAGGCAGAGAGCCAGGAAAUGCAGAAGCAGAAGGCAGAGUGUUAGGGAAUGUGGAUCCAGCUGGCAAAGUAGAGGAUGUGGAUCCAGAAAGCAGACAGCAAGAGAAUGCAGAACCAGAAGGCAGAGAGCAAGAUAAUGUAGAACCAGACAGCAGAGAGGUAGGGAUUGUGAAUCCAGAAGGUAGAGAAGUAGAGAAUAUGGAUCAAGAAGGCAGAGAGGCAGGGAACAAGCAUUCAGAAACCAGAGAACAAGGGAACGUGUUUCCAGAAGGCAGAGACCAAGGGAAGCCAGAUCCAGAAGACAGAGAGAUAGGCAUUGUGGGUCCAGAGAUCAGAGAGCAAUGGAGCAUGAAUGUAGAAGGCAGAGACCAAGGGAAUGUGGACCCAGAAACCAGAGAGGAAGGGAAUGUGGACCCAGAAACCAGAGAGCAAAGGAACCCAGAAGGCAGAGACCAAGGGAAUGCAGACCCAGAAACUGGAGAGCAAGGGAAUGCAAAUCCAGAAACUGGAGAGGAAGGGAACAUGGGUCCAGAAGGCAAGGACCGAGUGAAUAUGGACCCAGGUGGCAGAGACAUAGGGAAUGAGGCUCUAGAAACCAGAGAUCAGGGGACUGUGGGUUCAGGAAGCAGAAAGCAAAAGAACAUGGACCCAGAAGGCAGAGAGGUAGAGAAUGCAGAUCCAGAAACUAGAGAGCAAGGGAACUUGGGUCUAGAAACCAGGAAGCAAGAGAACCUGGGUCCAGGAGGCAGAGAGGUAGGGAAAGCAAAUCCAGAAACCAAAGAGCAAGGAAACACAGAUUCAGAAACCAGAGAGAAAGGGAAAACAGAACAGAAAGGCAGGGAGCUGGGAAAAAGAGAUCAAGAUAGCAGCCAGCAAGGAGAAACAAAUCAAGAAGGUGAAAAUGAACAGGAAGUCGUUCUGUUCUUGCAUUUACCUUCUGUGUCCUCUGUAAUUCAUCCUGAAUUGGACACAAGAAAAGAAGAAGAAAAAGAAGAGAAACAAGAAAUAAGACCUGCUAUUUCACAGAACUCAUUUGUUGCUGAGAAAAUAACAACUAGGGAUGAUAUCUCAAAUAAUGUAUACACAAUACAAGAGUCUGAACCACAGAAACAAGUGGAUAGAGAAGAAGCAGCAAGUAUGAACUAUAACAUGCCUGCCGAAGGCAUGACUGUCAAGGCAGAGCAAUUGCCGCUUUCACAGUUACCCAAUCUCAGUGGAGAUAGUGGCUCAAGAUCUACAGUGGUGCAGACAAAAGGAAGAGAAAACCUGGGGAAUGUGCAGGAAAGAGAAAGUGAACUAAGUGAAAUUCUGACAUUACCUGCUAUGCCUCACUAUGAAUUAGACAAAGGAUUAGAAAUCAAGGAUGAGAAACCAGAGGCAGCAAGAUCCUUUCUUUCAACCUCACAACACAUGGAAUCAUCCAGUGCAGAGGAAUUAAAAUACCCAGUGUCACCUUCGAAUGAUAUCUCAAGCGAUUUUGAAAGAACAAAAUGCAUGACCCAGGUUGAAGAAGAUAAAGCAAAUAUUUCUGAGAAAAGCAUAAGGCAUCCCAAGUACAGGGCUGUGGAGGCAAAGAAAUCGCCCUCUUCCCAUAUGCUCGAAAUAAAGAAACGGCAAGUGCAGGAAACAGUCAUGUCCCUGAGCAAACGACAUUUCUAUUUCAUUUCCUCUUCAACUCACUUGAAACUAGAAACAAUAAAAGAAGAGGAUGAGGAGUCAGAAUUAAUACAAUGUGAUGUACUACAUCCUGUGUCCCAGGAGUUAUUGCUUUCAGGGCAAAUGGCAUCUACAGAGUCUACUGCUAGCCAAAUAAAAAGCAUAAAUCAAAACCUACCACAGAAAGAAGACAGAGUACAAACAGUAGCCACAAGUAGCUUAAUGCACCCUGAUGGGGUGGUUUUCAAGGCACAGACAUCAGCACCUCCACAUGUGCAUGGAUUUACAGAGCAGAGUCCUCUGAGCGAGAGAAAGGAACCACAGUGGCACACUGAAGAGAAAGUAGGACAGAAGCAGAAAGGAACAGCAGAUCCUGAAGAGGCUCCGACAAAAACUUAUCUUUCCACAUCUUCUCCAGCUCACCAAAGAUCCUUUCCCACACAGUCAAAGCAUCCUACAUCAGCAGAUACUUUGCUGACUAGCCAUGCAGACCCAAAUGAAAGUAUCAGCUCACAUAAUGCCAUAUUAAAAGCAAGGCAAUUUGUGCCAUGUAGAGAGGCAAAUGGCAGAGGAAAAACAGAAGAUGCAACAGGUAGGAUGCUGCCUGGAAAAAUGGGUUUCAGAGGAGAGACCAAUCCACCCGCACAUCUGUGCAACAGAAGGAAAGCACCACUGAGUGUUAAAGAGCAAAGGAAAGAGGCUCAGGAGGGGAAGAGUGAACCAGGCAUGAUUCGGAGGAAAAGCUAUGCUUUAUUGCCUUUUCUGUCUUACUUGAAAUGGGAUGGGAGCACGGACGAAAGGGAAGGCACACCAGAAAGAACACAGUUCCAUCUUCCAACACCAAAGAUUCAGGAUCCGUCAACUUCAGGCAAAAAACCAUAUACUGAAGCAUUGGAUAGCUGUAUGCUAAGCUACAGAAAAGAACCAAUACGAUCUACUACACAACAAGGAGAGAAAGACAGAAUAGAUAUGCAAGACAAAAUGCUUCCCGAAUGUAUGGACCAGAAGGUAAGGAAAUUACCACUUCCACAUGUACUCAGCAUCAAAGAGUUGCAGUGGAAAAUUAGAGAACAAAAGAGAAAGAUGGAAGAGGAGCAAAAUGAACUAGUUGCAGGUCUGACAAACAGAGCUACAAAAUUGUCCCUCCCACAAUUACAGUUCCGGGAAUUAUUGGAUGCAGGAAGAAUAGCAUGCCCAGAAGCAAUUGUUGGAGAACUUUCAAGUGAAGUCAAAGAAUUUAAAAAACACAUGCUACAGAAAGAAAAGGCUAGAGAACAAGUUCUGGAUAUGAGUAGUACAGUGAAUCCUAACAUGUAUUUAAAAACAAAGAAAUCACCUACAUUACAUACACACAAUUUAGGAGGCCUUCAGUGGCAAACUAGAGAGCCAGAACAGAAAGUCAAGGAAGUUCAAAGCAAGCCACUAGUGACACUGACAGAGACUUCUGCUUCUAGACCUCGCACACUUUACCUUGGAGUGAAUACAGGAAUCAAGGAAGAAAGCACACCAGUGUUAACAACAUCCUCUUUUCCCACAGAAAACUUCCAGAAAUCCUUAGAUUCUGAAGGGGGCAUAUAUAUAAAGCCAGCUACUGGUGAUAUUUCAAUCAGUCUACAAAAAGGAAAACAGGAUAUGCCACAAAAGAAGGAAGAGGAUGGAGUACAAAUAGUAAACAUCAUAAUGUUCCCCAGACAUCCAGAAACGAAGGUGCAGGAAUGCAAAGACGAAGCAGCUGUGGUUUUGACCAAAUCCUCUACUUUAUUAGCUCCACUUCACACCAAAGUAGAUAAAGAAAUACAUGAGGAAAUGCUGAAACUGGUAAGGUCUGUUUUGCAGAGAAUGUCAAAUAUGGGAGAAACAGCACCUAAAGAUUCAAUGGCUGGUGAAACCAUGGAAGAUGUUAAAAACAGAAAGCAAGAAGAGAGGGACAGAGAAAAAAUGGUAGACAGGAGAGGCACAGAUGUCACUCUGAAAUCAAAGAAAUCAACUCCUUCCUGUAAAGUCCACAGGACAGAACUGCAUGUGAAUAUCAGAGGGCAAGAGCAAAAGGAAUGUGAAGGGCAGGGUGAGCCACAAGGUACGGCUCUAAGAAAAAUCUAUGCUUCCAAGACUUCUCUAGUUAACCUUAAACUGGAUAAAGGUAUACAAGUGCAGGAAGAAAGACUUGAAAACAAAACAUUAUCUCUUGUCCCACUAAUGCUUUCAGCAUUGUCAGAAGCAGAGAAAAUAGCCGACUCAGAGCCAAUGAGUAGUGACGUAAGAAAAGGAAAACACAAAUACACAUUACAGGAAGAAAUGAGGUAUAAAGUGAAGACGGUGGAUCUGAGCAUAAGGAUGCAUGACAACGUGGCAAAAAUUUCACAGAUUUCACCUAUCUUUAAUUCAAAUGCAUUUGUGUUGAAUAUCAGAAUGUCAGAGAAAAAAGAGAAUGAAGGUAAAGGUGAAUCAUGUGUGGUUCUGACCAAAACUUUUCUUUCUAUACCAUCAGCACCUCCCUUUUAUCUGGAAUCAGGGAGCAAAACAGACAAAGACACACUAAAAAUUACAGAAUCCUCUUGUCCACAGCAAAAUCUGCAGGAAUCCUCAAAUGCCCAGAAAAUAGCAAAUAAAGAACCAGUUGAAGUUGAUUGUAAAAAUAUUACGAAACACAUAGUACAUUACGUGUCCCCCAAAGAGGCAGAACAACCGUGGACUUCGAACUUCAUGAUCAGUGUCCAACAAAGGAAUGAGCCUUCCCGAGUCAAAGAAGAUCAGAACAUUUAUUUUACAGGAUUCGGUACUAUAAGAAGUGGAAAAGGGCUGGAGUGGUUCUUUACAGAGCAAAAGGCUAAGCCAAAGCAAUAUGAAAAAGAAACUCUAACCACAUUUCUUUCCUGCCCCACAAUGGAUGCAACUAAAGUUGGAAAUCUUAAGAAAGAAACUGAAAUAAUGGCUAAUUUCAACCAGGAAGCAAGCCCCAGGGGUUCAGUUCCAUUGCCAGUGGAAAUAGCCAGGGAAAUAUACGUCACAGUUGGCACUUCUGUAGGUACAAAAGGGUUUUCUGCUCCAGCGAGAGGCACUCGUCAACCAGGAGCUUCAUCAAGAGCAUCUCCAGGAUCUGUGGAUUCAUGUAAACUUGAUAAGUCACAGAAGGAUGUACGAAGGAAAAGUAAACUUAGCAGAACGGGGAAAACCACAGCGGGCCCCAGCCUACAAGUAUUACCAGGAACACACAUGGGUGUUACAGAGUCUGGUGCCAGAAGAGGGCAAAAAGAGCACACAUUGCUUGCUUCCGAACACAAGGAGCAUGUUGUACGGUCACUCCAGGAUUCCCUUCUCUGCCCCUCGACCGCUCAGCUUCAACGUAGAGAUCUGGAGGAUGAAGGUGAAACUGAGACAGACAUCACUAUAAAGCUGGAACAGAAAAAAUUAGAAAUGGGAAACAGCAAUGUUGUGACUCAGAAAGAAAGCAAAUUUAAAAUGGACACUUGUAAGGCCGUAGGUCUGGAAGAAGACAAAACAGGAAUGCUGAAGCGUGCUGUCAAUCUAGAGAAGGAGAAAGUCACAGCAGGCCCAAGUAGCACUGUCAACCUCCCUGGAUCUCAAAUGAAUCAGGUAAUUGCUCAUAUAGACAACAGCUGCAUGGUCAAGCAAAAGCAUAGGAGGAAACGAGAAGUGUCUGGUUCAGAACAAAUCAUUCAACUACAAAAAUUUCUUCAAAGAAGUAUUCUGGAUUCAUUUUAUGCCUAUAUUCCUUUUACUCCCAAAUCUGAAGGCCAGAAAGGUAGAGUGAUAAUAUCAGGCCUGGAAAAAGAAUUGAGGCCCAAAUAUUUAACUGUGAAAACCCCAAAUCACCCAAUUCCGCAGGAUGCAAGCAUCACAGGACAUGGGAAAUUAGAGUGUGGCACCAACAGACCAAACAACAUCGUCUCCUGGAGUAAAGGUGCCUCAGGUAUCGUGAUCAGAAGUCUUACGAUUUCCAUGAUGAGUCCGCCUCACACUGAAGAAACAGUGGAAUCUAAGACAAACGUAGAAAGAGAAAAGAGAAGCUGUCUUUCUAAGUUCCAGGAGGAACCACCACAUGUUACUCUGAUUGUUAAGAAAGACACCUUAGCAGUUGUAAAAGGGGAAGAUAAUUUUACAGACACAGUUGCACAAGAUUCCCGGCCUUUUGUGGUAGAUGAAGAACAAAGGCUGAAACUUCGGAAGUCAGAAGCAAACCUCAGAAGGGAAAUAAGUAAAAGGACUUUACCUCCACAAAUGAAAGAAAGCAUUGCUCCUUGUCAUGAUGUCUCAAGGAUCAUUAAAAAACCUGACUUGCAUGUGCCUGACCAAGAAGGAAAGAUACCAAACUACACUCUGACACCAACAAAGUGUCCAUUUGUGUUUGAAGAUCCAAAGAAAAAGGUGGAAAAUCACAUGAUAAGGACUGUAAGAGUUAAUACUGCACCUCUAGGGGUGGAGCAACCGCAGCGUGGGACUCGGCUGUUUGCACCCGUGGAAUGUGCCUUGCUACAGAGGGGAAGAGAUGAGAGUGAGCCAACUUGGGAAACGACCACUCAAAAGGUCCUCCAACAGCAGCAAGAAGCUCUUCCAGGAAUUGUGCCCAUACCACCUCAUGUUAAAAGUAGUGAGAUUAAAACUGUUGCAUUUAGCAGAAGUGCCAAAUAUUUACUCCCUAUUUUUGAAGUAAUUAAAAAUGUAUUUGAAGCUCAGAUAAAAAAUAUGUUCCAAGAUAAUGUUGCUUCUGAUAAACUGGGAAAAGUUCAAACCUGUAAUCCUGAUGAGUUGAAGUCACGAUCUGUUCCAGAAUGUCCAGGCACAUCAUCAACAAUGUAUACCAAACUGCAGCACAAACCCCUUUUGGGGCAUUUUACUCUUGAAGAAAAACAUAAAUUCACUAACCAUUUGGAGUUAAAAGCACUCGAAAUAAAACAAAAUCUGAUACCGGAGGUGGCAAAAAAAUCCUCACAAAAGUUCAACUUUUAUCCAAUCGGGGCUAUUUCAAAAGAUAAUCGCUUUAAUAGAUUAAUGAGUGUUGUAUCUCCAGAAGGGGUUGAUAAGGAAGAACUUAAUUUGGACCACAAAUACCAAAAAGACGCACAGCCUAUCAGCUAUAAGAAGACACCAAUUGCUAAUGUUUCAAGUGACAACAAAGGGGUCCUUACAAAGUUCAAGACCACUGGAAAGCUACAACAUGGGAAAUCUCCAGUGCCUGCUGCUGAAAUGCCAUUGCCCCAUGUUCUCCAAAUCUACUCAGAAGAAGACAAAGACAAACUUUUCAUGCACUUUUCUAUGAAAAUAUUGGAGGUACAAAUGAGAACAUUUCCCAAACCUGUGAGAGAAUCUUAUGCAAUGGCCAGUGCUCGUGGUAGAACUAAACCUUUAUGUCUCUCUCUUCGUUCUGUGAAAGUACCAAAACAGAAAAACAGAAUCUUCUUACUUUUUGACGAAAAGUCUCUUCAUCAAAUAGACCUGGAUUUACAAUACAAAUAUCUUCGUUUUCUCCAAGGGCUGCCUGUGGAAAGUAUGUUCCCUAAGCCAAAUGCUCUUCCCAAGCAUAUUCUUAAAUUAAACACAACUGCAGGAUGUAAGAAAGUAAAUGACAGUGGAGAAAGUCAUACUCUUUCCAUUGAUACAGAACUGUUAGAACAACAUAUCUCUUUCAAAAAGCAGAGUCCUCAUGAAAACUCUUCACUCAUCAGAAAAUUCCUGGAGCCAACUCAUGUGCGUGCUUUUGACCCUGGUCUCCACAGCGGGGUGCAGAAAGAUACUAGUCUCCACAGGGCGGUGCAGAAAGAUACUAGUCUCCACAGCACGGGGCAGAAAGAUACUAGAGUUCUCACAGAGUUAGAAGCCCGUGUGACCCCAGAAAAAGAGAAACAGUAUCGUGUCUGCUUUCAAGAAACAAGUAUCUAUAAAUCUUUUAAUUUAGGGACUCAGGAAAAGGUUACUAGUUUAGUUGGUUCACGUUCAACUCAGAUUUCUAAAGAUAUUACUGAUAUUCAGACCAUUAAUGAGAAGUCAGCUAGUUUGGAGGAAUGUCCAGUUCCUGAAGUGCGAGAAAGUAAGAGUAAGGAAUGUAUGUUUUUAGAAGCCAACUCUUACUUAAGUCAAGACUCACAAAACAUUCUAGAUGAAUUACAAAAAGGCAUUCCUUUGGAACAUCUCUCCAAGAAGAAAGAAACCACUACUCAGUUGAAGCCAUUUUACAGGGAGGGUUCAGGUUUUCAUCGUAUUAGUACCUGUAGAAGACAUACCUUCAUUGUGACAUCACCUUCCUCUGAAUCCCAGAAAAGUAGGAAACACAGUGCAUCUUCCAAAGGGCAGUCUCCUGACAUGUUGUGCCGGAGUUCACUAAAGGCUGCGGAACUUCAGUCCACCUCGUCUUCCCUCUCCUUCAGUGAGGAAAAAAGCUCAUGCACAACAAAGAGCGGAACAAGUUACUCUUUAGCUUCCCUGACUGAAGCAAACAUUAAAUUACAUCUUGCACAAAGCCAAGACAAGCCUCACAGGCGUUCGGAAUACAAAAACAGAAAGAAAAUUAAAUUUGAUGUAUGCAGAAGGAACAACGUUCGUUGGGACUGUGAUCACAGUUACACACACAGUAAAGACAAGCACGUAAGAAAGAAGAAAGUGAGGGAUCCUGAGUCAGAAAGAUUAGAUUAUUUCCAGAGCAAACAGAGAUCGGCAGCAAAACCUCAGCAUGGGGACACCAGCUUCCAUUCUGAAAGAAAACAGAGCCAGCCGUUUUUUUACGUCUGUACACCAGCAGAUUCACUGGAUGUUGUACCCAAAACCAUUCGCUGGCCUAUCCCCUCCAAAACCUUAAAGAAGAGAAGCUUCAGAAUUCCCGUGGUGGCAAAGAUUUCAAGUCCUUGGAACAUAUGGAGUUCCUCCAAAAAGCUGUGGGAGUCACUCACAGGGUCCUUCCUUUAGUACAGCUGAGCAAAGCGGAUGUUCCCAUCUCCAGAGUGCCCUGAAGUGAGAAGCUGGCCUCUGUGAUGGUAUCCUGUGAGAAAUAAAACAAGAGAAGGCAAAUGGUUUCCUCACAAGGUGUUUUCUUAGCUGGUAGGCUUUGUUUCUGCAGUAGACGUGGGCAGUGGUCGUGGGAGGCUGAGAUGGAGAAGCCGUUGGCUAGCUUUGAUCCUACCGUGCCUGAUUCUCCUUUAGUUUAUGCAUCCUCUUCUUGUUCCUGAGAGGGGAAGUCCACAGACGCAGAAGUCUUCUUUCCACUCUGCAUCACUGUCUGAAGGGAGAGUGGGAGGAUCUGUAGCCUGUAAGUGAGACUGAGGGUAUCUAGAGAUGUAGGAGCACAGGGGUGCAGAAACUGGAGUCAGGUAACAGUGAAGAUUCUGUGAUAUCAAAAACUGAGUUUUGUCCAUCGGUCGGUCUGACAGCCAGAUUGACUAU